Messenger RNA from Scutellospora calospora, 295 nucleotides. Lineage: Eukaryota; Fungi; Glomeromycota; Glomeromycetes; Diversisporales; Gigasporaceae. The record is from the annotation of a GenBank genome assembly.
AAGUUUUCAGUUUGACAAUGAUAAAAAUAAGGAAAUAAACAAAUUGAUUAAACAAUCUAUUCCUAAUAGAAUGAAUAUGGAAAUAUCAUAUUGGAAGAAGGUUUAUGAUUUGGUUGUGUUAGUAAUAGAAAAGAAGAAAGAUAUUGAUCUUGAAGUUUUUCUUGAAGAAAUAAGGGAUUUGAAUAUUACGUUUAAUUAUCUUCAAGAAGUUAAUCAAAAUGAAUUUGAGUCUUUGGUUAAUUUAAUAAUAGAAAAAUAUAAGAAGAAAUUAAAGCAUACUUCUUCAUUCGUUUGA